GCUCAAGCGUGCUGGGAAAAGUCUGCAACCAGCCCCAACUCAUCCUUAUGGCUCCCUCGCCCGUCAAAUUCAGAACGCCAGAAUCCCUCGACCACGAGAACUGGAGACUGCCUAGCCCCGCGCUGCGUAGUCACCCAAUUCCCCAUGAGGACAAUGUAUACUGCAACGACGUUGUCUUCCCUCAGGCCACUGCGGCCGCAGUGGCGCCAUUCGAACAGCGACUCGCAUCCACACAAAUGCCACCUCCAGGCCCAUCCUACUUCCAAGCACGAAGAGCGAUAUGGUGGGAACCUGUAGCGAAUACGCCACCAUCAGAAGAAGUGUCUAUGACCCAUCGCAGACUGGAGGAUCUACUCAGCAAGGAAGAUGCAACGGAGAGCGACGAGGCAUGGAGAGCAGGGUUGGGGAAGGUAUACCGGGCUCUUGUCAGCGGAGCGCGAUUGAAGAAGCGCAUGCCACUCAACAUGGUGAUUCAGAUCAUCAUGUCAGGGUGGAUCCGCGACGGAACAUGGCCACGAGGGGCCAGUGCCCCAGAGCCAGAUGACGAACUCUCACCGCCACCUGAAGAUACGGGAUACAUGGCACCAUCGCACACGACCACCCCGGACGCCAUGUCGACAGCAAAAUUUCCGUGAAAGCUGCAAGAUAUCGAUUCCUCUCGUAAUCUUUGGGCUAGACGACUGGACAUCUGUCAGCUACACUCUAGUCAGUACGAUGAAAUCCCUGUUGUUCGACGGCCAGGUGCUUAUAGGUAUGGCGACGCACCUAGGUAGGCACGCAUGCACAGGAUAAUCCCGAGAUACCCCAUACCUACACAGCAGAAGCUCAUGAUCGUAUUGAUAUGAAGUACAACAGGAUUGCGUGUAACGAUAGUAGCAGCCGAAAAGUAUAUUGGCGUAGCUUUUGUCAAGUCCGCGACGGCGGAGAAACCAGGAUGACACCGUCUCCUCUCACGAAUAGCAUAUCCACCUUGCGUUUUGCAACCUAGCGGUCGCUUUACGUCUAACUCGCUGAGAGCAAUAUCAAUAGCGAGACCUACAUUCACAGUUGCCUGUCCUUC
Messenger RNA from Rhodofomes roseus, 1060 nucleotides. RefSeq lists its product as uncharacterized. The transcript is spliced from 3 exons. The coding region runs from base 48 to 635 and encodes 195 amino acids. NCBI's taxonomy places the organism in Eukaryota, Fungi, Basidiomycota, Agaricomycetes, Polyporales, Fomitopsidaceae. The record is from RefSeq and is a predicted model, not a curated record.